CAAACAGGGGACUUCUGCAGACUGAAGCAUGGUCAGCCCUCAGGAGAUGCCCAGGCUGCCGUCUAACCACCUCCAAAACCUAUAAAGCGACCUUCGUGCUCCCUCGUCGACCAUCACACCAGAUCAAUCAUCGCACCUCCUCCCACCUCAUACCUCCUUCAUCAUGUACACUCGGGCUCAAGUCCUUGCGGCCGUCGCCGCCCUCGGUGCUACCACCGUCAACGCUGCCAUGGGCCCUGCCUUCAGCACCGGCCCCGUCGCCUCCAACUCGUGGAUCCGCGAGGCCACCUCCACUCUGGUCCUUCCCAACGGUCCCAGCGGCGGCUCGACUGAUGCCAUCACCUCCCUCUGGGUGGGCAUGGGCACCUCCAACGGUGACCUGAUUCAGUCCAUUGCCGAUAACUGGCAGCAGAAGGACUGGACCAUGUACGCCUACACCUUGAUGAAGACCGGUGACUACAGCCAGAUGCCCAUCUACGGUGAUGGCCAGGAAGAUGGUACCAAGGGUGACAAGGUCACCAUGCACUACAAGUUCGACGAUGCCAGCGGCAACUACACCCAGACCGUUCAGAUCAACGGCAAGACCAUCUCGACUCUCUCGACCAGCGACGGCCACGCCCAGGGCUGGGGUAGUGCGGUGGAGUGUGCUGAGAACAACUGCGGUACUGUUGGCGCUCACUCCUGGAUCGACACCAAGAUCAUCCUCGACGUGGCGGACCCCAACUACAUCAACACGAUGGCCAAGGGGAGCGGGGUGACGGGCGAGAUGACCACCACCGACGGUGGCAAGACCUGGACGGUCUCCACCAUCAGCAUCCCCGAGUUCAGCUUCGGCAACUAA
This is a messenger RNA of Aspergillus aculeatinus CBS 121060, 841 nucleotides long. RefSeq lists its product as uncharacterized. The transcript is spliced from 4 exons. The record is from RefSeq and is a predicted model, not a curated record. NCBI's taxonomy places the organism in Eukaryota, Fungi, Ascomycota, Eurotiomycetes, Eurotiales, Aspergillaceae. Bases 164 to 841 code for a protein of 225 amino acids.